This is a messenger RNA of Saccharomycopsis crataegensis, 1230 nucleotides long. It is a transcript of the gene GRH1, whose product is annotated as Grh1p. The record is from RefSeq and is a predicted model, not a curated record. Bases 1 to 1230 code for a protein of 409 amino acids. Gene Ontology annotation, cellular component: Golgi apparatus. The transcript has a single exon. Gene Ontology annotation, biological process: Golgi organization. NCBI's taxonomy places the organism in Eukaryota, Fungi, Ascomycota, Saccharomycetes, Ascoideales, Saccharomycopsidaceae. Gene Ontology annotation, molecular function: protein binding.
AUGUCGAAAAAUGUCAUACUCUCCGUCUCAUCAAUACCCCCAUCAAUCUGGAAAAAGAGAGUUGCAAUGUUUUCUUUCGCAAAGAAUAUUGUAAAGACUCUUGAGCAGUCGGCUGAGAGCAUCAUCACUUCAUCAUCUAACUUAAUCAAUACAGAAUCCGAUCCUUAUUUCCAAUCGGCUGGAACAUCUUAUGGAUUCCGGGUGCUACAUGUUGAUCCACAUAACCCAACAUCUACAUCACUUGGGUUUGAGCCUUGGUUUGAUUAUAUUGUUGGUAUAAAUGGUCACGAACUACUUUCUCUCGCCGGUGACACUACCGGAGUCCCUGAUUAUAACUUAUUCAUUCAGGAGAUUCAGAAUUGUAUCAACAAGCCGGUUUCUUUCAAUGUGUGGAGUGCCAAGGGUGGGAUCUUGAGACAGAUUUCUCUCGUCUCUAUCGGACAAUACGAAGAUACUGAUGGAAAAAUCUUUAACUCAGAUGGUUACUUGGUCAACGAAAAUCAUACUGUCACUAAUAAUAAGUUCAAAUCAUUAGGAAUAUCGAUUCAAGCAACACCAAUAAUAACGGCUACAUAUGUGUAUCAUGUUUUGGAGAUUCAACCAAACUCGCCUGCCGAAGAUUGUUCACUUUUACCUCAUUCCGAUUAUAUAAUAGGAGCCACGGAUGGUUUAUUUGCUACAGGUGGUGAGGAUCUUUUUGCAAGAGUCAUAAACUCGAUGUAUAACCGCAACCCUAAUGACUGCAAGAUUGAGUUGAUUGUUUAUAACCAUGAUUUCGACAUCGUUAGACCGGUCACUAUCUGUCCUAGAACAAAUUGGGGAGGUAACGGAAUUCUUGGAUGCGGUGUUGGCUAUGGUUAUUUACAUAGACUUCCCCAAGUGGUUGGAAAAUUUGAACAAUCCUAUGUUUCUAAUCUUGAAGAUAGAGGCAGUUACUUGCAGGCGCCAGGACAGACAUUAUUCAAUCUUCAAAGUGAAGGAAAUAAUAGUUCGGAGUUUGUUGCAGCCGGGUCAUCAGCAACAGGUUCCUUAUCUAACCAGAUGUCCCUUAAUGAUUCAAGUGCUCCGCCUAUUAGCUCCAGCAGAAGAAAGAAAAAGUAUGUUCAUAAUACGAAUACCAAUGAUUUUUCCGAUUAUUUCAAGCAAGAAACAGAGAAAAGUGAGAAGUUGGAUGUCAGAAUCGCUGCCUCUGCACUGGGUGAUUUGCCUCCUCCUCCAAAGAAAGCUUAA